AUGGCUUCCGAACCCAGCGAGGACGCCAUCGCGAACUUUGUCAGCUUCACGAGCACGACGCGCGAGCAAGCCAUCAACUUUCUGAAGGCUCAUAACCUCGACUCACAGAAAGCCAUCAACGCGUACUUUGAAGAUCCCACCGGCCCUCAUCCAAAGGCUGAUAGCUACCACAAUGACAAACGGACUCUCACGUGGGAUUUUGACCAACAGGACAAUGCGCCCCCAAUACCCGCAACAGCACCACCCUCGCGUCCACCUUCUCGAAUGAACAUGAACGAUACAGAUAAGAAAACUGUUCCUGGGGCAACGGCUCAACAAGGUACCGGGCAGGGUCUAAGCCUGGCGGAGCGCGAAGAAAAGGAACUACAACAGGCAGUAGCCAUGUCGUUGAACGCCGGCCUGGGGCAGCAGGAAGUCGGCGUGACAUCGAGCAGCCAGCCCCAAUUCGGCAAGGCAACUCGGGAUCACUACGAGGAAGGUGACUGGGCAAUGACUUUAUUCAAUACCACCUCUGAAGAGUUCACACUCGGACCCGAACCGGAAGACCGCAGGAGAGGCCAGGGUGAGCCUGCGUUCAUACGCCCAACCCAAGAUGGUCUCUACAUAGGUGGAUUUUUGACCAUUAUCCACGAGAUUCCUCUCGCCCGCGAGGCGCUACUUUUUAGAAAGAAACCGCUGUUUGACUACGGACAUGAGCCACAGUGGUGGAAUGGGCAGUCUAUUAAUCUACCCAAGAUCGUCACAGUGAACGAUGACAAUCGAGACGCCGACUGGGACGACGUCAUUCAUGAAGCGCAGCGACUAAUGGCCUUUAUGGAUUCCACAAAGCGAUCCUUUGGGAGCAGCGACAGCUUGGCAAGAAUCCGGAGUCUCUCUCUGUUAUCCGCCGACUCAGAGGAGAUAGUCACAAGGUUCCUGGAAGCAUGGCACAGCGCCGCCAUUCGAGCCGACCCUGACAAUCAGCUUGCAGCUAUUUUCACGUCACAUGCAUUCAAGCAACAAUCCCAUGACUACGAUGAGCCUGCCACCAAAGAUCUUUUUACUUUCGAAAUUCCCGUUGAACCAGACCAUGGCCAGAGUCUAUAUGAGGUCAUCGAUAGAGCUUUAUGGAACGAGGGACCAGAGGAAGAGCUUGAAAAUAUCUGGAUUGAAAACAUAGCAGAGGUACUAUGCAUCAAGCUUGACUGUCUGCAAAGACCAAACGCUGUGGAUGUGAACAUUCCUGCUACUUUUUACGCGGAUCGGUAUCUCAGCAGCUGUCGUGAAACCGCUCGCGAACUUCGCUUGAAGCGACAGCAGAUUCAGCGCGACAUUCUGAAACUGGAGAAACUCAUACGCCAUUACACUUUCCCAAAGAAUCCUGUGGGUAAGAUGACAGUCAAAGAGUUGCUCGAGAGAGCAGCAGCGGCUGCUCCUGUGGUGGUGCUGGAGGGUUCAAACAAUGCUGCUCGUGCCCAGGAGGCGGGUGUGGAUGUGAAGCAAGUCGCUGAACAAUUGAGAGCGAUUGCCGCCAAGAUCGAAGAGAAAAUCCAAGAGUUAGAGAUUAGUAAGGAGAAGGCUGUGGCAUCUCUCCGCGAGAUCGCCAAAACACUCACUGAACCUUCUGAAUCGCCCUCCGAGCCCCCUUCAUACAAAUACACACUACGAGGCGUAUGCACUGAACCACACGUCACCUAUGUUCUUUCUAAUGCAAAGGCGGGCUCCCCAGACCUAAUGGAUAUGGAAGAGGAGAGCGGAGAACAGUGGUGGCGCAUCAGCUACUCCACGGAGGAUGGAAAGACCGGGCAAGCAGAGAAACGGAAAGCCAAGGGAGACAACACGGCACCCCAGAAUGGAGAUGUUGUUGGCUACAGCGUCUCAAAGGUCCAAGAGAAUGAAGUUCUCCAAGCCGCCCGUGAUGAGUGGAGAUCUGUGUUACUUGUUUAUGCAAGCGAGAAUGCUAUGAAGGCGCCGGUCGACCCUGCGCCGUCUCAACUUCAGGCCUUCGUCAACAGAGACAAUGACGCUUUCGAGGCUGAAUUCGAUCAGACCGCCACAAUCAUUAACAGUGACCAAGAAGAAGAUCCCUGGGCGGUACCCAGCAGUACUGAAGCUCAACACAGCGAGCAACCAGAGAUGACCGAGAAGCGCCAGCAAGUUAAUGUCUUUGACUACGAGGUUUCUGGAUUCGACGACGAGCCAGGACCCAGGCAAGAGAUGCAGCAGAGGGAUGGUGGCAGCCUCCUGAGCAAGGGCACUACCAAGAACUCUCCGCCGAAUACAUUGCAGAUUGAUCCGGAGCGGAAGUCUGCGCACGACGAAGAAAUGACUGACCAUGUCGAGCAUGCGUAG
Molecule: messenger RNA, 2331 nt
Organism: Penicillium antarcticum
Lineage: Eukaryota; Fungi; Ascomycota; Eurotiomycetes; Eurotiales; Aspergillaceae
Product: ubiquitin-associated-like domain-containing protein
Exons: 7
Coding region: 1-2331 (776 amino acids)
Biological process (GO): protein deubiquitination
Cellular component (GO): cytosol; nucleus
Molecular function (GO): protein binding
Source: RefSeq, a predicted model, not a curated record